Molecule: messenger RNA, 2576 nt
Organism: Mauremys mutica (yellowpond turtle)
Lineage: Eukaryota; Metazoa; Chordata; Testudines; Geoemydidae
Gene: TMEM119
Product: transmembrane protein 119
Exons: 2
Coding region: 319-1227 (302 amino acids)
Biological process (GO): positive regulation of osteoblast differentiation; positive regulation of osteoblast proliferation; positive regulation of bone mineralization
Cellular component (GO): plasma membrane
Source: RefSeq, a predicted model, not a curated record
GGGGAGACACUGAGGGUCUCCCUGCCCCCUCUUCUCUCCCUCCCUUGUCCCCACAUGAAACCAGCCUUAAUGAAAACAAGCUGCUCCGCAGCGAUCCUAGCCAGUGAGCUCAAGGCUGCAGAGGAGGAGGGCUCCAGGCUGGGCUCAGAUAGACACCGUCCCAAGGAGCCAAAAGAAACUGGGCAAGGAGUGCAGGACAAGCAAACUUUUCCCCUUUGCUUUUACAUUCUUUCAAGCUCUGCAGACAGACCCCCCUGGCAGGAGGGUGCUGGGAGACUUUAGCCUCUGUCUAACCUGCAGCUGAGUCCUGUCUGGGAAAUGGCUGCUCCAGCUACGGUCUGUGUGCUCCUUAUGCUCAUGGCACCUCUGUGCACCACGCGAUCGACACGCAUCCAGGCGACUGUCCUGGAUGAUAAUAGUGGGAGUGGAGACAAUCCGGGUGCCUCCAUCCUCCCCUCUGCGAGCGUGAAUUUGGGGGUGAAUCCUACAUCUGGGACUAUUGCUGUGAACUCUGUCAACGGCACCUUAACUUCAAUCAACAUCUUCAAUAGGAUUGUGAACUUCUUUAAGGAGUACAUGCUGCUAAUCAUUGUGGUAGGGUCCUUAGUUUUUGUGCUGCUCUUCAUUGUAUGUGCAGCUGCCAUCGUCCGGCAGAAACACAAGGCCUCUGCCUAUUACCCAUCUUCAUUUCCUAAGAAGAAGUAUGUGGACCAGAAUGACCGGUCGGGGGGUGCCAAAGCUUUCAGUGAAGUUCCUGAAAAGGCUCCCGAGACGCACCCGGAGGAGCCCGUGGACUCAUCCAAACAGCUGCAAGCUGAUAUAUUGGCUGCUGCCCAGAACUUGAAAUCCCCAGCCAAGGUCUCCAUGGCAAAUGGAGAUGGGACCAAAAUAGAGGAUAAGCCCCCAAAAGAACAGGAGGAAGGGACCAAAGUGGAGGACGACAAACAAACAGCUGAGUGUGUUUCUAAAGAAGAGGCGGCUCCCCAGGAGAAAGCUGAACCAGCAAAAGAGACGCCAGCUCCAAGUUGCACAGCAGAAACGGAGGCCAAAGAAGAAGAACCUCCCUCCACUGAGGAAGUUCAGCACGUGCAGCAGGCCAAUGAGUCAUUACCAGAAGAGCUCAAAGAAUGCCCCGGGGCUGCCGAUCCCGUCAUGCAAACCCCUGAAGAUGAGAAGCAAGAUGUGUGUGUUCCAGCAGCUCCUGAUACUGGUGCUGCAGGUGUCUAACACAGGAACUCGGGCGCUAGAAAAACGGACCUUCGUUCCUAAACAACACUAAAGCAAUGGACAAUCUCCAUUCAUCAGCUGACCACGUUAAUUGAUUUGGAAAUUGAUUCAACAUGCGACGGGCUAUUCUUCUAUUAAGUGGGCACAAUAGACACCCUUGUCAUUAUACCAGCCAUGGUGCCCAGCUCUAAUAUAAAAACAUAUUCGCUUUAGGACAGUGUGUUUUACAUUAACAGACCGUUCAGUUACUGUGUAAUUGCUUAGUAGCUCUCACUUACAGUAAGUACAUAUGUAGUGGUUAGAGGUGGGCUUGAUCAGAAUCCAUGACCUAGCUUUCAGGGUGAGUGACAGAUCCAGAAUGAAAUGUUGGGGCUUAAGCCUGUCUCGAAUAGCGGCCUUUAAUUAUAUAUGGUAUGACCAGUCAUUUAUAUGGCGCAAAUCCUGUGGCUCCUUACCCAGGUAUCUAGGGGAAAUCAAUGGGAGUUUUGCCUGAAUAAAAACUGUGUGAGAACCUAUGGAUUUGAACUCUACUUGGUGGGAAAUCUAGGGCCUUUAUCCAUUAGGGUCAACAUAUAGUUCAGAAGAAUUUCCAGGCAAUUCUUGGUUCUCUGUAAAAUAAGCUGUUGCUGGCUUUCUUGCAAAUGUUAUUUUUCUAAUUCAUUUUUAUACUAUUUGAUGGAGGACUUUGGGUGGAAAAGAAAUUGUGUGUGUGGAACGAGUGACACUAGAUGGGAUUUUUGGACCUCGUCCUCUCGACUAGUCUGAAAAGAGGAGGGUGCUUCAUAUAAUGGGCAGCUGGACCAUGUAAUUCCAUCUAGUGUGAAGAAUCUUGUUUUCAAACAUAACCUCAGACUUGUUGUCUGGCAUCGUAAAGGCUUUACCGAUAUUUAUGACCUUCUGUGAUAUUUUUUUCAAACAUCCUGCUCUUCAAAGGACUAUGAGAGGGAACCUGCAGCUCUUUGUAGACUUCCACAACUGAUAGUUUUACAGUUGUUUUCUUUGGCCUCCAUAUUUUGUUGCAGUGUAUAAUAAUUACUAUAGAUUAAAAAGAGUGAGCUGCUUAUAUCCACUGAUUAACUGUUCCAGAAAGAUGUUAAUAUGACUCAGAAAUAUAUUUUACUCAGGGCUUCCAUUAAAAAAAAAACCAAACGCAACCCUAACAACUUGACUAAAGAUACUAGGUAAUGGAGCGGGGAGAAGGAGAAGGAGAAAUCUAAUGCUCAGAAGUUAGCUUUUAAGUUUUAUGCCAACAUUCCACUCAUUUCUUAAGAAAAUUCCUGUUUUCAAUUUUGUUUUUUUUUCUUGCCUCCCUUUUCCACCAUUAUUAAUAAAGAAAUUUUCUAUGCGGA